Orbicella faveolata is the source of this 1981-nucleotide messenger RNA. RefSeq lists its product as uncharacterized. The record is from RefSeq and is a predicted model, not a curated record. NCBI's taxonomy places the organism in Eukaryota, Metazoa, Cnidaria, Anthozoa, Scleractinia, Merulinidae.
AAUAAAUGAUAUAUUUUAGCACACUUGCAAAAAUCAGUGGCAAUUUCACCUAGUGUUCUCAGCUUGUUUCCAUUCAAAUUCAUUUGGAAACAAAAGUUCUGGUUCUGUGAGUGAAACAUUGUUAACAUGACAGGAAAAUUGAGAUUAGCGUCAAACUAACAGAUAUGAUUUUCAUUACACCUUGCAGUAAGCACUUGCUUAUGCCUUUUUUUAUUUACAACCAAACGAUCACAUAUCAGUAUUCCUUUCCAGCAAACUGCAAGAUCACUGUUAAGAAAUUAAGCAAAUUAAAUUUGAAAUGAUCAGAAAACCAUCACUGAUGACACUAAUUUAACAUUGAGCUUACCCUUGGAGUUUCAGUUUCUGCCUGAAGAAUUAAAAAUCAAAUCACCCACUAAUUUCAACUGACACAAACGGGUUUUCGUGUACAAGCAAAAUCAAAAAACUGAAGAAAUUAGCAACAUUCAGCAUGAUUCCGUCUUAUGUUGCCUUGUCGCUGGAUUGAACUCGGCCGCUAACGUAGAACAUAACAUAGCAACUAUAAAAUUAAUUUAAAACUUUGAUUUGCUUCACAAUUACGUGCGCAUUGUCGAAAAUUGUACUGACUCUCAGAUAGUGCACAUCAACGUAUUCAUCUAAGAAGAGUAAUUUAACUUUACAUAUUAUCUAAAGUACUUUACUUACAAAGUGCACAGCUCACAAUAUUCGCCCGUUUACAAAAACUACAUGUAAGCUGAUUUUAAGUAAACGCUUAAUGUUCCAACUACAAACAUGCUUAACAAAGUACUGGCCAUAAAAAGUCUACAGCACGAACUGAUAAACCGUCCCUUGAGCAAAGUUCCUGUUUAAAAUUGCACAUUUUCGGGUGAAAUCCGGCAAAUGAAGUGAAGUUUAACUCGAGUAUCGCAUUGCUUGUCUACUUCUUCCGCCUGCCCUAAGAGAGAUAUACCUCCAAACAGAGCUCGAAAGAAAGGUCAGAAAAAGGAGAUGCUAUCUACAUGAUCACCACUUACCUGAUCAAGGAACUUUGAUCAAACUCCUCCCUCAAAGAAGGUAAUCAGCAGAGAAAACACUCCACGUUCCACGAAGACAAGGAGAAUAUGGCCGGGACCGGUUAUGCGCAAGUGCGGUGGGAGGGACUCGGGCUGUAAAAGCCCGGAUGUUACAAAGCCAUGCAGACGAGAAAGCAGUUCAUUUGAGUAGCGGUGUUGCUCUUAAAUAUUGCAUAAAAACAUGGCGCCCGGUAAAACACACGUGAAAUUGAAGCUGAAAAAUAAAUUUCAGACGAGAAAAAGAAACAGUUCUGGUGUCAGAAAGGCCAAGAACAACAGUCUCCCUAAAAAGAAGUUAAAAGAAAAAACGUUCCAGCAGAUUGAGGAGAUCAACAAGAGUUUUACAGCUGUCCACAACACACUGUUGAUUGAGGCUAAAAGUCCAGGUGUGACUGAUUCAAAAGUCAAGAUGACAGAACAGCAAUCGUGUGAUAAGAUCAAUAAAGAGAAACUCAUUCCAUCGAAUAAAGAUGUUACUCAAGAAGAACUGUCAGAGACUGUCGAAAACAUCGCAAAUCUGUAGCUGUUGAUGAAAUGCUAACAAUGCAAGGGAACGUACACAACUUCGCCCAUCUGCUCAUCAAAGCUUGUUCCAAUCAGGAUUUUGAUGGUUCAGGAAAAAUGCUAUGUUGUAAAGGGAUGAAAGCAUGAAUGGUACCCAUGAAUUCUAUGAGUAUCUGGUAAGAUUGGGAAAGUUUAAAUCAGGCUUCUUUUCAUCACGAAAAACAACAACAACAGUUGAAAACAACAACAGCAAAAAACCAGAAUUAGCAAAAAGUAAUCUUGAACAGUUUUGGGUGUCCUUUAUUUUUCUCUGCUGAGAAGAAAAAUGAGUUUUAUUAACUUUAUUUAAUACUGUUUUAUAGCCAGAGAAUGUAAGUAAGAUUACUUUCCCGAGAAAAUUAAACAGGAUAUUUUUCUUUACGUAA